GAACAUAUCCCUCGAAACUCUUUCUCGGUCUUCGAGGAUCGUCUUUCGUACUCCUGAUAUUUACAACAUGGCCUUGUUCAGAAGUUCUGUCACGAAUAUUCUAUUUUAAACGGAUACGAAGCCUCUUAAGAAACUUGUUUUUCUAAACUACACUCCAGUAACUUUACAUAGUAACCGACUAAGAAUACGUGUACUCGUUUAAGUAACUUAUAUUCCGUUGAUGAAUGCACAUAUGUGUACCGAUUAAAGAAGCUUAACGCAGCAUCAUGUCAAGUCCGUCGUUAAAAGAUUUACCAAAAGUGGCACUAGAUUUAAAAAGCGAGCUAGAAGGCUUCAAUCACGGAUGUAUGAAGAAAGCUGAAACUGCGGAGAAAAAUGUCUUGCCAUCUGCAGAAGACGUGCGACAAGAGCGACAACAUUCUGAUUUGAUUCAUGGUGUGGAAAGUUUUAACCAAGAUCAAUUGAAGCAUGCAGAUACAAAGGAGAAGAUUAUUUUACCAAAUGCCAAAGAUGUUGCAGCAGAAAAAACUCAGCAAACGCUGAUUGCUGGCAUUGAAACAUUUGAUCCAACUAGUUUGAAACAUACUACUACUCAAGAGAAGAAUCCGUUGCCUGAUAAAGAUGCCAUUCAACAAGAAAAGGGAAAGCAACAGUUGAUAUCUGGAAUCGAAAAUUUUGAUCCAGCGAAACUCAAGCAUGCGGAAACGCUUGAAAAAAAUCCUUUGCCUACCAAAGAAGCGAUUGCUGCUGAGAAAAUAGCUGCUUAAGAACGUCAUCAGAAUAAUGAAGAAGAGAAAAAGCAGCAAUUUGUCAUUUCUUCCAUUUUCUAUAUCAUGACAUUGUAUAACAAUAAUUCAUACAUUACCAACAAAAAUGUGAAUGCGAAAUACUGUGUUAA
This is a messenger RNA of Polistes canadensis, 898 nucleotides long. RefSeq lists its product as uncharacterized. Gene Ontology annotation, molecular function: actin monomer binding. The record is from RefSeq and is a predicted model, not a curated record. Gene Ontology annotation, biological process: actin filament organization. NCBI's taxonomy places the organism in Eukaryota, Metazoa, Arthropoda, Insecta, Hymenoptera, Vespidae. The transcript is spliced from 6 exons. Gene Ontology annotation, cellular component: cytosol. Bases 267 to 767 code for a protein of 166 amino acids.